Messenger RNA from Trichomonas vaginalis G3, 1047 nucleotides. Its product is annotated as Golgi APPARATUS membrane protein TVP23 family. The record is from RefSeq and is a predicted model, not a curated record. Lineage: Eukaryota; Parabasalia; Trichomonadida; Trichomonadidae. The transcript has a single exon. Bases 1 to 1047 code for a protein of 348 amino acids. Gene Ontology annotation, biological process: vesicle-mediated transport; protein secretion. Gene Ontology annotation, cellular component: Golgi membrane.
AUGAAAUUCGGAGGUCGAGGCGAUGAUCUUGAAUUGAUGAACGAGACUUCACGCCAUGAAACAGACGAAAAACGCUCAUGGAUAUUAUAUCUUGGUUGUCAUAUUCUUCCAUUCGUUGUCUUUUUCAUAUGCAGACUUAUUGACUUGAAUGGAAUUUUACUUGGCUUAGUUACUUUAAUCCUUUCACUUAUUGUUAUAUAUUAUACUAAAAAUAAUUUUGGCUGGUCUUUGGUCGGAAUUAAAUGGUGCUUCGAUCGCGAAAAACAACCAGACUUCCCAUACAUUACUUUUACUGCUAGGUCACUCCCAUUCGUAGCUACAGCCUUUGAUUCAAAUGUCUUUUGGCUCACCCUAUUUUCAACAACAUUACUCUGGAUUCUAGUUACAAUCAGAUUUAUCUACGUCAGCGGAAAUGAUCUCAGUAUGUUCUUAGCUGUUAUUUCUGGAAUUAAUGUCAUUAAUGUCAACUUCUUUAUCAGAUGUCAUCAGGUUGCUAAAACUCAAGCAGAAGUUCAAGCAAGAAACGUUUUACUCGAAGCAUGUGCCGAAUUUCCACAUAUUACAAACGAAGAUCAACCAGAUCCAGAAUUACCACCAGAAGAACCAGAACAGAAAACAUCUGUUCAAAUUCCAACAGCACCAAUACCUUCUCAGAUCCCUGCUAAGAAAGUUGAACAGCCAAUUGCUGCUCCACAGCCACAAUUACAAUCAAUUCCUCAACCAACAGUUAUUACACCACCAAGUACCCCAGAACCACAGCAGAAGACAGAAGAACCAGCUCCUGAACCAACUUUCGAGCCUUCUUUCGAACCACAAUUUGAUGAACCAAAACCAGACGAAAAACAGGAAGAUGAUGCUCCAUUUGCAGCUGAUUUCGGAGACAAUCAAAAAGAGGAAGACUUCAAACCACAAUUUACUUCAUUUGCACCAGCUUUCAACGAUGAAAAAGAUGAUGGCGAAGAAGCAGUAGUUUUCGGCGAUGCUAACGAUGAGGGCGAUGAUCAGUCUGAUGCCGAAGAGGAAGAAGAAAUAGUCAAAUUUGACUAA